CGCCCACAGGCUGGUGUUCGCUUCUGUCAUUGGAUGGUACUGAAGGACCGUGUCUGACAAGGGAAGCAGCUGCCUGUCCCGGAGAGCGCACGGGCGCUCGUUUACUGUGCAUGAACGGAGGCCCGGGCAGGACUUUGUUCUGUAACGACCGGACCCGCGUGAUGAGCUGGUGUGCCAGGCCGUUCCCCCAUUGAUUCUAAUAAUAAGGGGGGUGCUGUGAAUGUGCCUCCAAAUAGCGCGGAUACCCUCCACCUGCCGUAACCGAGACCCCCUCAGCUUUAUUCAAGAUGCGGCUGCUCAGGGUCCUGCUCAAAAGCGCCCCCCUCACCAACAGCAGCACCCCCAGUUUGGUGGACUUCUAUUCCAAGUUCUCCCCGUCCCCUCUUUCCAUGAAACAGUUCCUGGAUUUCGGUUCUGUCAAUGCUUGCGAAAAGACUUCCUUCAUGUUCCUGAGACAGGAAUUACCUGUACGAUUAGCAAAUAUAAUGAAAGAAAUAAAUUUGCUUCCAGACAACUUGCUCAAGAUGCCGUCGGUUAAACUGGUACAAAGCUGGUAUGUGCAGAGCUUCCAAGAAAUCGUUGAUUUUAAAGACAAGAACGUAGAGGAUCCGGACUCAGUCAGGACUUUCACCGAUACCGUGAUAACCAUCCGAAAUCGCCACAACGAUGUUAUCCCAACCAUGGCGCAAGGAGUUGUUGAGUACAAGGACAGUUUCGGGGUCGAUCCAGUAACCUCACAGAACGUCCAGUAUUUUUUAGAUCGUUUUUUUAUGAGUCGCAUUUCAAUCAGAAUGUUGCUUAAUCAGCACACUUUGCUGUUUGGUGGGAAAGUCAAGGAGAACCCAGCUCAUCCAAAGCACAUUGGCAGCAUUGACCCAGCGUGCGACGUUGUGGAUGUCAUUAAAGAUGGAUAUGAAAAUGCCAGACAGCUAUGUGACUUGUAUUACAUGAGCUCACCUGAACUAGAACUCACGGAAUUCAAUGCGAAGUCUCCAGGGCAGACUAUCCAAGUGGUGUAUGUGCCGUCACAUCUGUAUCACAUGGUGUUUGAACUUUUCAAGAAUGCUAUGCGAGCUACCAUGGAGUUCCGUGCAGACAGCGGGAUUUAUCCUCCCAUCAAAGUGCAGGUGGCUUUGGGGAGUGAGGAUUUAACAGUUCGGAUCAGUGAUCGUGGUGGAGGAGUGCCCCUCAGGAAAAUCGAUAGAUUGUUUAACUACAUGUAUUCCACCGCACCGCUUCCCAGAGUGGAGAACUCUCGUGCUACGCCUUUGGCGGGAUUUGGAUACGGUUUGCCAAUCUCACGUCUGUAUGCUCAGUAUUUUCAAGGCGAUUUGAAAUUGUAUUCGUUAGAGGGUUACGGCACGGAUGCUGCAAUAUAUAUUAAGGCUUUAUCAACCGAAUCAAUAGAAAGGCUGCCUGUGUAUAAUAAAUCAGCAUGGAAACAUUACAGAACAAACCUUGAAGCCGAUGACUGGUGCGUGCCCAGCAGCGAGCCCAAGGACAUGACCACCUUCCGAAGCAGCUGAAACUAGAAUCAGAGGUUCUAAAGUAUGGAGCUAAAAUGCCAGAUACAAUGUCCGUUACAUUUCUGAAAGAUACUAAAUAUCACGUGUGUUUUAAAAA
Molecule: messenger RNA, 1623 nt
Organism: Spea bombifrons (plains spadefoot toad)
Lineage: Eukaryota; Metazoa; Chordata; Amphibia; Anura; Pelobatidae
Gene: PDK1
Product: pyruvate dehydrogenase kinase 1
Exons: 11
Coding region: 288-1526 (412 amino acids)
Biological process (GO): protein phosphorylation; regulation of glucose metabolic process
Cellular component (GO): mitochondrion
Molecular function (GO): pyruvate dehydrogenase (acetyl-transferring) kinase activity
Source: RefSeq, a predicted model, not a curated record